GAGGAACUGUGUGUUAGCGGCGGCGGGUAGAACGAGAUGCUGCUGUUAAUGCUGGUGGCGGCGACUACCUUGCGGCUCUGCCCGCUGGCCAGAGCUCAGCCGCUGUGCCGUAUUCGUACGGUGAGGACAGGAAAGGUGUUUCACAUCAGAGAGCAAAUUCAAGGGGACCACCUGUAUUUUUCAUCGGGGACAACUCGCUUGAUGAAGCAUCCUUGCAAGAAAAACAUAGCCCUGUAUCUAGGAAGACAAGUUUUUCUCACGAAGAAUAGCUUUGAGAGUAGUCUCCUUCCAUUUUCCAUCCCUACGUCAAUGCAGGUUGGCAUACCAGAAGUAACAUCAGCACAUUUUGCUGGUUCAGUAUUGCUGUUAGUAGUGAAUCGAAAAGUCUAUGUUUAUGAUUAUGAAGCCAAUUCCUGGAAUGCAUCUACAGGUGUAGAACACCCUGUUUCACAUAUUUCUGGUGACAACUGUUGUUACAGUGGAAAUUCCUUUUGCAUGGAUAUCAGUAACUCCGUUUUUGCUUAUUUGCAUGGAGAUCAGAUAUCUCAGGCCAAUAUCUAUUUCUCAAAUACCCGGGGAUACAGAUUUCAGAAGUAUGCCCAGGAAAGACAGGCAGAACUAGUCGGGUCCUUGGGCGGGAUCUUCUACUUUUACUCCCUCUCACAGGUUGGGCUGCUUCUCAUUGACCAACGGAAGGCCAUGUUCGGCUACUCAGAUCACCCCCUGAACCGAAGUUUCGGGCUGCCCUUUGACUACAACGGGACCCUUGACGUCCUCAUUGCCCCGGGCCAGAAAGGCAUCCUGAUCUUCUGGUUUGAGAAGAGCCUGAUGGUUUCCCGAAACGCAGGUCAGCUGGUCAACCCUGUCCAAGUGCGAGAAGGACAACACAUCUUGUAUUCUUCCAUCUCUGAAGCCAACAUCACCAUCCACAGCGUCGCUGCCAAUGAAAAUGAACUGGCCGUUUUAACUCGGGAGAAUCAUUUAUACUAUGGUAGCCUGGGAAUCCUGUCAAGUUCUCUAAUCAAAUUUGCAGACCAAAACAUCUGGUCCGAAGAGGCGAUCCUGAUGUUCACUGACGUGGGGAUGCUUGAAAUACUGACCCCGCUUCCUGACUCAAUCUUUCCAGCUUUUGAUUUCCAGAAGUGCCCUGUGAACAUCCAGGCAAUUCUCAUGGAUCCCCAACUCCAAGUUGAUGUCUGCAAAGUGGAACUUCUGCAGGGAGAAUUUGAAAAUAAAAUGUAUACCAUUGAUAUGAACAGUGAGUUGGAGCUGACGGCCCUCAUGAUACCCCGGCCCAGCACAUCACCAGUCCCACUAGUGAUGGUGAGCAACCCCCAUUCCCUGGGGCUGCAGGCUGUCACCUACGAGGAUGGCUACACCUACGACGGGAACACCAAGCACAGACUGAACAUUUCACUGAGGCAGCAGCAGCACUGGGGCAGGGCUGACCCCAACUUCACCUCCAGCAUAAAGAGACCCACAAUAUCAACCAUCACUCUGGACAUAGCCAACAAAGAAAUUUCAUGCUUGGACCUUAAGCCACUGACAGCCCUCAUUUCAGUCGGUUGUGACCUGGAGAAGAAGAUCGUCAUUCAGAAUGAAAUCUCAGCCUGUUACAAUGGCGUCCUCGACCCCGUGGCCCUUCAGGACAACUACAGCUACGUCAUUGAGAGGGAAGCCUACGACCCCAACUUCCGGGGUCAGAAGGCCACGGAGGACCUGGAGGUGCCUUACCACUACGAGAAGCUGGGCUGCCCCAUCCUCGUCUACUACGACACCCCAUGGAAGCCGGUGGUGGAGCUGUGGAGGAAAGGAAAGUUCCAGGAGGUGGUCGAGGCCGAGUACGUCCUGCUGGAGGUGAACGGGCUGUUCACGUACACGUACUCCCUGACGGCCGACAUGGCCCUCUGCAGUUCCCAGCCGCAGAACUGGACCACCAUCGCCAAGACGGCCGGCGACAAAGGGCCCUUCGCCUGGGACCGAGAGAAUUAUGUGAGCUGCCACGACCCUAACAACAAUGCACCCUUGAGAUGGCCCGAAGUCCCGUAUCAGAUCUUGGGAGGCCCGACAGAGAACAAGGUCGUUUUCGACCAAAGAAACGGCAUCUACAUCUUCUUCAUUUCCAUCGUGGAUCCAUACUACAGUUACUGUCACCUGGAGACCACCUUCAGCGUCUACGUCUACGGGGCCUUCCCACAGCCCAUCUUCCCGCCUGAGAUCACCAUCGUCCUGCUCACGGGCGCCACCCUGCUGUCCGUAUGGCUGGCCUACAUGAUCCCCAAGCUGCUGUACACUGAGCAGGGCCUCAGGGUCAAGGGCUUCUGGGUCAGUCUGCGCAGGAGAUGCAGGAAGUCUUGUGCGUGUGUCUGGGCCAGGUGCUGAGCACGCCCGGGGGGUGGAGGUGGGGUGGCAGGGUGGCAGGGAGGGGGCAAAGUUGUCUUGAAAUAAAGCGUUCGGUAAAAUAGCCGGUGGCAGUGGGUAUCACUCAUGUUUUGUGGUUUUUCUACACCCACCUGCUUCCCUCAACAUUCUGGCACCAGAGUCCCUUUGAACUACGGCACCUACGUGGGUUGUUAACAGUGAGAAGGUGGGCAGCCCAAAUCCUAGCGAACAGGAGCUUUUGGUGAAACGAGCCCGCACAGGCAUGUGGUGGGAUCAUCAAUCGGCAAGCCCCAGAGAUGCAUCGGACACUUGACGUGUUCUGUUAGAGAAACACGAGACCCAAGGAAAAGGGUGGGGGCUGCAGAAGACGGGGACGGGGGGUGGGUCCACCUUUGCUGAUAAGCCCUGACAUAUACACAGACGAACACGUGUAGGUGUGUUUCGUGAUGUCCAUGAAUAAAAUAUGGAAGCAUAGCACAUAUUUUACACGUACCUGUGUUAUGCAUACAUAUGUAUACAGAUGAUGAUCACACAUGCAUGUGUAUACAUAUGUGCAGAGGUAUGUAUACAUACAUGUAUAUAACAUGUAGAUACAUAAGGCACACACGUGUGUAGAUAAUGUGCAUGUAUGUGCCUGUGUGUAUACAUGUACAUGCAUAUUGCCUAUGUGUGGAUAAUGUGUACACAUAUGCCCGUGUAUACCUGCAAUCUACAUACGUGUAUGCAUAUGUCUAUAAUACACGUUCAUGUACACGUGUGUAUGCAUGUGUGGGUGAUGUGUACAUGUCACAUAGGAGCACGUGUAUAAUGUGUACACAUACACGUGUGCUCAUGUAUAUAUUUAUGCAUAAGCUCAUUGCGCAUACAUACGUGUAGAUAACAUGCAUGCCCAUGCACAUGUGUACACACAUGUAUGCAUGUGUACAAAUAUGUACAUGCACAUGUGAAUACACAUAUAGGCGUGCAUACCAUGUACACAUACGUGUGUAUGUACGUUUGAUCAGUCUACCCAUCUGUUCAGAGCUUCCCUCUCCCACACUUCAUUCAAACCCCAGGUGGCACGGGACAGCUGUCUCAUUCUAGUGAAAACUUUCUCAAUAACUUUUCUGAUCACUUAGGUUAAAAGAACACAUCCCACGGUCAUUUAAACUGCCUAAUACAGGGAAUUCCCUGGCGGUCCCGUGGUAGGACUCUGUGCUUUCACUCCUGGGGCCUAGGUUCAAUCCCUGGUCGGGAACUACGAUCCCGCAAGUGGCUCGGCCAACAACAACAAAAAAAAUUUGCCCAGUACGGUCUCCACCCAGUCGUUAAAAACCUCCACUCCCACACCCACUGCAGUGGCCAGUCACCUCACCCCCACCUCCGGGGGCUGCCUGGCCCACCUUCCACGCCUCUCUGGAGGGGACGGGUUAGGCUGUCAGGUGACACUCGUUUCACGACCCUCGGCCUGCAUUUAUCUUAAAGAAAACCAAGCCCAUCCUAUCGCAUCUGCCUCGUUUGCCAGGGCCUUCCCUUCUUGGGGGCACUUCAUAUUUGUCUGGAAAAUACCCUUAGCACGGCUGCAGGCACAGCGGGCUCAGAAGGAAGCAAGGGAAGGGAGCUCCUGGUUCCUCCAGGCCUGCAUCCUGUUCACAACACAGACAGGCGACGAUCCCAGUACAGCCCAGACUGGCUGGUCACCUCUGUCUCCCUGAGCCCUGGAACCCAUAGGCUCAAGGCGUGGUGCCAGCAGCCAAGACCCACUGCCCACACCCAGCCACCUCCUGGAUCCUAGUCAAGCCCCCGGGGUUCCCCAGCAGAGACCAGCAGGAAAGGUCCCCGAGACCCAGCCCAGGGCCUGGGGCAGGAGAAUCCUUCCUCUGGCAGGGAAGCGGAGCUCCAUCUCUCCUUACCUCCUUACGUGUCACUGGGAAACCGACUCACCCCCUUCAGAGUCAU
Molecule: messenger RNA, 4320 nt
Organism: Balaenoptera musculus (blue whale)
Lineage: Eukaryota; Metazoa; Chordata; Mammalia; Artiodactyla; Balaenopteridae
Gene: CATSPERD
Product: cation channel sperm associated auxiliary subunit delta
Exons: 22
Coding region: 37-2382 (781 amino acids)
Biological process (GO): flagellated sperm motility; sperm capacitation
Cellular component (GO): CatSper complex; sperm principal piece
Source: RefSeq, a predicted model, not a curated record